This is a messenger RNA of Musca domestica (house fly), 3523 nucleotides long. RefSeq names its product carbohydrate sulfotransferase 11. NCBI's taxonomy places the organism in Eukaryota, Metazoa, Arthropoda, Insecta, Diptera, Muscidae. The transcript is spliced from 9 exons. Gene Ontology annotation, molecular function: sulfotransferase activity. Bases 1010 to 2233 code for a protein of 407 amino acids. Gene Ontology annotation, biological process: carbohydrate biosynthetic process. Gene Ontology annotation, cellular component: membrane. The record is from RefSeq and is a predicted model, not a curated record.
UGAAAUGUUUCCCCCAAUUCAUUGCGAGUGAAAACGUGAAGCCAAACACAUGGCAGGUGCUGAGGAAAACGCACAAUAAUACAACGGGUCGAGUCAGUGAAAAACCAAAAAAAAAGAAAGAAACAACAAAUAAUUUAACAAAAACAAAAGUUAUAAAAUCAUACAAAAAAAAAAAUACAUAUGCUAAGGAAAAGCUAAUAACAACAACAAAAAAUUAAACAUGGAAAAUUAAAUAGAAAAAAUGUGACAAAAUUACAUGUGAAGGUUGUUCUGCUUCACUCACAAACCACCCAAUUGUGCAGUCUCGGCAUAAAAAUAAUACCACACAGCCAAAUAACAACAACAGCAGCAGUAUAAACGACUCUAGCAAAUCUGUGAAUUGAAUUUGUGCUAAAAAGAAUACAAGAACAACAACAACAACAAUAAUAAGAAUAUUUUUAAUCUCUCAGCGUUAAUUAAUCGUUCGUUUUGUACAUUUCGUUCGUCCGUCCAGCAGCAGUAGCAGCAAGAACGCCAGUAGUCCGGUUGGCUGUAUUGUGUCUAAAGUGUAUUUGAAAAAAUUAAAAUAAACAGCAACAACAACAAAAUACAAUAAAAAAAAGGAAUUUUGCAAAGUAGAAAAAUAACUUAAAAGUACUUAACAAAACAUUCACACUCACAUACAGAAAAGUCGACAGACAAACAGACAUACAGCUACAUGCUGAUAUAUUUACAUUUAUACAAAAGUUUAAAACCGGCACUUGGCGAUGGUGGUGUGAAAAGGAAUCAAGGUGUUAAAUUUCAACAUCCACACAUACAUUCACACAAAUCUACACGGAGUGCAUUCCUCCGCUAAGCUGAAUCACAGAAAACGUGGGAGCCGGCUACAAUCGGGCGUAUACGUGUGCAAAAUUGCAUUGCAACAACAAAAAGGAAACACAAAACUGCAUUCGAAAGCCCCUUUUUAGAGGCGGCCAUCGAAGUAAAGUGGACGUGUGUGUGGUUGACGGAUUCCGCAGACAUUUCGUCAAUGCGUCUCAACAAGACAUACUGGCGCGCCAUAAGGCGUUAUUUUCUGGUUUUCACGGCAAUUGCAUUUCUACCCCUGGCUCUGGUCUAUUUGGUGCGCAGUGAGCAAAUCUACAAAAUCAAGGGUUAUGAGGCCUCAAAAAUCAAGGAUCAUUUUACCGAUAAAUCGUUUCGUUAUCCCGUCAUGUUGCUUGGCAAAAAUAAGGAUCUAACUGUAGCGGCCACAGGGAACUCGAAAAAAAGAUUUUCCAAAUACGAUAAAUACAUCAACGAAACACAUCUACCACUAAUUCCGGAUGAGGCAAUACAAUCACUAUCGGAAAGUGAUAUGCUGAAAGUGGAGAGGCGCAUGGAGAGAAGGCGUAAAUUUCUGGCGGAGAAAUGUUCCGAGCUGGGAUUGGAUGUGGUGGGAAAUGAUUCAUGGCACAAACCAAAUCCAUGGGAAUUUUUGGUCAAUAAAAAGCAUCAUAUAAUAUGGUGCAAUGUUUUCAAAGCUGCCUCUUCAUCAUGGAUGUAUAAUUUUAAUGUUCUGGCCGGUUAUUCGCCAGAUUUUUUGCGUAAAACCAAAGAGAUAUUUUUACAUUUAGCACGUGAGCGUUAUCCACGAGUUACUUUAGACGAGCUGCACGAGGCUCAGAACAAUUCAGUGACCUUUUUAAUAGCCCGCCAUCCUUUCGAGAGGCUAUUGAGCGCUUAUCGCGAUAAAUUUGUGUAUGCCAUACCACAUUCGCUGCACGAUAAGUUCGGCCGUAAAAUAGUACGAACUUAUAGGAAAAAGAGUCUACAGCUAAAGCCACCCAAAUAUCCAACAUUCCAAGAAUUUGUCCGUUGGCUAUUGGAUCAAAUCAAGCAUGACAACUAUCUGGACAUGCAUUUUGUUUCGUAUACACGAUUCUGUACACCGUGCCUCAUACAUUUCGAUGUAAUUUUAAAAUUUGAAACCCUGGAAGAGGAUCAAUUGUAUCUGAUCGAAAAGACUGGUCUGAAACAGAUAAUAGCGCCAGAAUGGCAAAAUCCUGGCAAAGGAAAAAACACAUUGGACUUAUUGCAACAAUUCUAUUCGAAGUUAACGAGAACAGAGAUCGAUGGACUGUAUGAUUAUUAUAGAUAUGACUUUGAACUCUUCAAUUAUAGUGCGACAUCAUAUUUUAAUAUAGCCCGAUCGAAUGAGGAGGAUAUUCCGGAACAGCCGGUCUUAUUAUUGGGAAAACCUCCAGCGCCUUGAACAAUGUGAAGAAAGACACAUCACAAUAGCAAUUUCCUCGCAUUACAAAUGAAAAAGACUACAACACUCCUCUGGAAGAGAGUGAAUAUAUCACACACGCUUCUCUGACGAAAACACAAUCAAUAAAAGCAUAACAUAAUAAAGGAUUUGCAAAUACACACUCACAAUAACCUGGAAAACUUUCGCUAAAAGAAAAAUCUUUCGCUCUCUCACUCUCUCUCUACUCGGAAGACUCACAAGAGGGUUAUUCGAAUAAUGAGAUCCAAUGAGAUAUAAACUCAAAGUUUGUUAGAUAUACUAUAUCUAGUGGAUAUCCACUAGAUCUCGUUUGUGUAAACAUGCUAUUAGAUCAAUUUUAUAUUGAAAUAUUGGAAAAAAUGUUAAAUUUAUAUCAUGGUACAAUGAUAUCAAGGUAGGGCUAUGAUAGCAUAUGAUUUUAAUUUUUUUUAUUUUCUUGGCUUAAUAUGUCAUCUUUAUUUGUUUAUGUAUGUGUUUUCUUUUCAAUAACAAAAAAAUGAUCCAGAAAACAUUGAAAUUCGGGUGUUUUCAAAAUGUUUAUUUCAACGUAUGCAUCGACAAAAUCUAGAGUUUUUGUAGCGAAAUAAUCCUUUAGAGAUAUAUAGUACAUUAUUUUGAAAAGAAGUGUUGACCUUUCAUUCAAUUAUCGCGUUUUUCAAUUAUCUAUUCAAAAUAAAUGCAACAAGUUGUUUGAUUUUUUAUUGUUUUGAUACUAAUUAUGACAUUACAAGCCAAACAGGUAGAACUCUAUACUUGCAAUUUUUUCAAAGUUGACCUACCUUCUCUUCAUUGUACCAUGAUCACAGUAAAGUGAUCUAAUGUGGGGUUAAACUUUAUUUACACGGAAACCUAAAUUACACCGCGACGAGGGUUUCGAUGAAGUCGCUUCUUUUCUUUUCGAACCAUUUCUGCUGAUGUUGCUGUUUUCUUCCGUAAUAAUAUGACUCUUUUGCUUCUAAUUACAAUGCUUCUCUAUAUAUUUUCAAGCGCAAACGUUCUCUGUCCAAGCGUGGUAUGUUUCUUAUCUCUAUGAUCUCGAUAGUCCGAAUGACCCUCAAUACAACGCUCUCGUCCAUAAAAACAACGCUAGUUUUAUAUGCAUUUCUCGCUCUCUAUCUCUCUAUAUAUACACACAUACUGUAGUUAUAUUAUUUAAAUAUAUAUUUUUUCAAAUUUAGUGCGUUUGUCGAAAACGAAAAGCUUUCGAAAUUCCAGAUGCUAGCUAUUUUCGAAGUAUUGCAAUACAACAAAAAAAAAAAAACAAAAAACAAA